Anastrepha ludens (Mexican fruit fly) is the source of this 3033-nucleotide messenger RNA. RefSeq names its product membrane alanyl aminopeptidase. Lineage: Eukaryota; Metazoa; Arthropoda; Insecta; Diptera; Tephritidae. The transcript has 7 exons. The coding region runs from base 188 to 2980 and encodes 930 amino acids. Gene Ontology annotation, molecular function: metalloaminopeptidase activity; zinc ion binding; peptide binding. Gene Ontology annotation, cellular component: cytoplasm. Gene Ontology annotation, biological process: proteolysis; peptide catabolic process. The record is from RefSeq and is a predicted model, not a curated record.
AAAGUUGCAGAAUAAAUACAGCACUCUCUGUGUGCAGGUUGGCAAAAGGGAAUUCUUAUUUGCUUAUUUUCGACUGUUUUUGUUUUUAUUCUGCUAAUUGUGAAUUAUUAUAAUUUUUAAUUUUAAUUUUUUUUUUUUUGUUGAUCACUGAUUUCGAUCACAUUACAAGUGCGUGUAUGUACAUUCAAUGAGUUUGGCAAUAUCAUCUCUUCUAUUGCUGAUAGCCUUUGGCGCCAUUUACGGCAUUAAAGCUAAUAACGGCACUUCCGUACUAUCCUAUCGCUUGGGGACGCAUGUGUUGCCUGACGCCUAUGAUAUUUGGUUGAAGCCGUACCUACUACCAACACAUGGAGCACGUCGGUUCACUUUUGAUGGCGAAGUCAACAUAAAAUUACACCCCACGCAGUCUGGUACUCGCGAAAUUAUUUUGCACAAAAAUCUGAUUAAUAUCACUCACGCUUGGCUCUAUAACAAUAAUAAUACGAGUAGGACAACACAAUUGAUCCGUAGCGACGAAUUGGCUUUCGAUGAGAUAACAAAUAAGCUAACGAUUCGCCUGAGAGAUGAGCUAAUUCUUAAUAACAACUAUACGUUGCACUUCAAAUAUAAUGGGGAGAUUCGGGAUGGACUUCAAGGAUUUUUCCGUCUCAAUUACACGGACAGUGCCGGCAAUGAAAAAUGGAUUGGCGUAACACAGUCUCAGCGGAUUGAUGCACGCACCAUAUUCCCCUGCUUUGAUGAGCCAGCUUUCAAAGCUACAUUCACCUUACAAAUUAGUCGGCCAACCCAAUACAAUACAGUUUUCAAUACGGAAUUGUUGGAUAACACACCAGACGGUGACGGCCGCUUUCUGGAUCGCUUCGCUGCCACACCACCCAUGUCCACCUACCUCGUUGCGUUUAUUGUUUCUGAAUUCGUAAAACAUGGAAGUGAUGAUUUGAAAUUCAUUACGCGCAUAGAACAUGAAAAUAAAACCGACUUUGCUUACCAAGUAGCAGAACGAUCGAUUAAAGCUUAUGGCGAAUACACACAACAGCCGUAUAAAGAAUUGGGACUGCGGAUUAUGCAGAAGGCCGGGUCGCCAAAAUUUCCACACAAUGGCAUGGAGAAUUGGGGACUGGUUAUUUAUAGUGACAAUGUACUGGCAAUUGAACCAGGUUACACCGAUGGCUGGGCCAACAAGGAAUACACUCUCACCAUAAUAGUGCAUGAGACAGCGCACAUGUGGUUCGGCAAUAGCGUUACGUUCGCCUGGUGGAGUUAUUUCUGGCUAAAUGAGGCCUUCGCGCGCUACUAUCAGUACUUCAUGGCACACAAGCUUCAUCCGGAAUAUCAUUUAGACCAGCAAUUUGUAGUGAAUCAAGUACAUAUGAUAUUUGGCAUAGACGCUGUCAAUAGCACUCAACCGUUGACUAGUCCAGAGGCACAAAUACAAUCUCCAAUAGAAAUUGGUUAUAAAUUUAGCAGUCUCGCUUAUGCAAAGGGCGCGUCCAUAUUACGCAUGAUAGCCAACCUUAUGGGUAUUGACAACUUCGAUAUGGCUAUUCGGGCUUAUUUGAAAGAAUUUCAUUUAAAAAAUACCGUUCCGGCCGAUCUCUUUAAACACUUGAAACACUACUGGCCAUCCACACCGCAAUUUAAUGUAGAUCAAUUCCUCUACGAUUGGACGGAGCAAGUCGGAUUUCCAGUGCUCUUUGUGAACAUCAAUGCUGAUCGUACCAUGGAACUUACCCAAAGACGUUUCUUGCUUGAUCGCAAUGACGGUAGUAACGACUCGCUCUCCUAUACCAUUCCUAUUACCUAUGCCACGGACACGGAACCAGAUUUCAAUAAUCUUACAGCGCGAUUUUUUUUACCAAAAAGCAUUAGGUUGUUCGUCUCCAUCGAGAAACCAUUCAAAUGGAUGAUUUUCAAUUUGCAGCAGUCAAACUAUUACCGCGUGUUCUACGACAAUACAACACUGUUUCAAAUUCAAAUGGCUUUAUUGGCGCCAAAACAUAGUGGCAUACCUCCCACCAAUCGCGCCCAGUUGAUCGAUGAUUUAUUCAAUUUCGCGCGAGUCGCCAUGCUGGACUAUGAGACGGUAUUCCGUUUCUUGGAGUAUUUAGCCAAUGAAACACAGUAUUUGCCUUGGUAUGCGAUGUUUUCGAGUUUGCCACGCGUCUCACAGCGUUUAACACUACAGCAACAAAAACCAUUUGUGACUUACCUUAAUGACAUCAUGACUCAGGUGUAUGAGCAUUUGGGCUUUACGGGUUCCAAUUUCACUGUUCUCGAUAUUUACAAUCGCAAUAAGGUCAUUAGCUGGGCAUGCAAAUAUCAUCUAUUCGAUUGCGGUAGAAAAUCACAACAGGUAUUCGAUGCAUUCCAAAAAUCUGGCAGUAAGCCGACACCAGAUUUUCGUGAAACACUGUACUGCAGUGCAACGCGUGAUGGCAACUUUACUUAUUAUCAAACGCUUAAUAAUUGGUUCUACAAUGAGAAAAUGUUGAGUGAGAAGCAGAAGCUGUUCAGAGCAAUGGGAUGUACGCUUCGCUUCUAUAAAUAUCAUUAUGACAAUAUUUUGCGCGGGAACAUUUCUAGCGAAUACGCCGUUAUGGGUAUAACACCAAUGUAUGCUGAGAAUCCCGAAAAUGUGGAUGCUGUAUUCACUAUGGUCACUGAUACCAUAGAAAGGCUAGCGGAGAGGCUAGAUGGUUGGUCAAAUGUCGCCACUGUUAUCAGUGACAUAGCCAACUACUUCACCACACAAGAGCAGAAGAAGUUGCUGGAUAAUUUCAUUGUGAAGAAAGGCUCACUUUUUGGUAGCUCAAUUUCGAAACUGCACGACGCCGUUUCAACGGUGGAAAUGAAUUUGAAGUGGGCGCAAGAGCGUUUACCAAAACUUCUAAGUUAUUUGGAAAGUCGCAAUGCGGCUGCUAUAAGCAGUUUAACAACGGUUUUAUUAAUUUGUUUAAGUCUUGCCCACGGUCUGCUGUAAACAUAUUUGUAAGCAAAGCCUCCCACAUAUGCCUUGAUAAAUGGGUAUCCCCC